Cuscuta campestris is the source of this 1717-nucleotide messenger RNA. NCBI's taxonomy places the organism in Eukaryota, Viridiplantae, Streptophyta, Magnoliopsida, Solanales, Convolvulaceae. The record is from the annotation of a GenBank genome assembly.
CAAAGACGAAGUUUGGCCGGGGCGGGUAAGGAGCCAAAACUUUACCGGAAAACAGCAAAAGCUUCUCCUUUUAGCUGGCAAUUUCCUGAAACUGAUUCCGAAUUUCGUUCCAAAAUCCGGACGUAGAACAAUUUUACUCUGGAAUUUCAUACACUCCGCACAUUCACGUACAGAAUAGUUUUCUCAUCAUUAAGAUUCAGCAUGUGGAAGGACAAGAGAGGCGAUUGUCAGAUUGACAAGAAAGACCAACCAUUGUAUUUAUCAAAACAUUCAUUCAAUGAUCUGUCUCAUGUUUGUCCAGUAGUAUUUAUCUAUCUGUUGAAGGAAUGCUAUGUUCAUGGAACACGCAAAUCGUCUCCUAAGUUUCGAGCUCUACAACAAGUAUUAGUUCAAGGUUUUCAAAAUGGUCCUCAACCUGGGCCAGCUGUUUUUGCUGCACAGUGCUUCUAUGUUUUGCCAAUAAUUAAUGUAUACCUUCAAGGUUUCUCUCAUCUUAUUAUAUCUUCCUUUGAGCGUUUUCUGAAAAUGGAAAGUACCCAAACAAACAUCUUUGAUGCAAAGAUUUGGUCGGCCAAAUUGUUUGUCAACAUUGCUCGCUGCAGGCUGAAUUAUGACGAAAAGAUUCUUGUCAAGAUUGUUGAUGUUUUUAAAGUGGACCUUUCAAACAUCGGGAAAGCCAUAUGUGGCUCACAUGUAAACAGUGAGAUUGGACGGCAAACAGCUGAAAUAUUUGUUCAGCAAUAUAUCUUAAAGUUGAUAGAGCGCAGCUCAUAUACAUCUGCAGUUUUUCUUCUAGAGCACUUCUCCAUCCGGGAGCUAGAGGAUUCUUUUCUACUUAGACUCAUGGAUAGUAAAGAAUACAAAGCAGCAGAAAGAUGGGCAACAUUUAUGGGGAAACAACAUUUGUGUGUGCUUGUCCAGGAAUGCUUUGAUAGAAAACUGGAUAGUUAUGCUUAUGAGGUUAUAAGAAAAAACAAUAUGAGGGAAGAAUUCCCAGUAGUAUACCAUCAGCGCAAAGAAAGAAAACUGAAGAAGCUUGCAGAAAAAGGAUGUUGGGAUGUUGCCGAGGCGAGGACACACAAUGAUAGACAACUUCUUCAGUAUUUGGUUUAUUUAGCUAUGGAAGCUGGCUACCGAGACAAGGUAAAAGAACUAUGUAAUCGCUAUUCUCUUGAAGGUUUUGCAAAUAUCAAAGACCUUAAACGAAGUGUUGAACAAAGCCAUUAUUUGGAACUCAAAGAUUUUUCUAUUGAGGAAGUUGUUUGGGUUGACAAUGUGAAUGGCUUGCUUGAUACUACAUGCCAUAUUGAGAAAUGUAAAGUUGUGGGUCUUGAUUGUGAAUGGAAGCUUAAUGAUCAAAAAGGAGGCUUACAUAACAAGGUUAAAUAAGCUAGGAAAAAAGCAAAACCUUCCAGUUCUUGGAAUUACUGUUGUAAUCUCUCAUUGUUGAGGGGAAUUUGAACCAUUUUACCCAUCAAGGGGCUGAUGCAUUGGAUAGGGGUUCUUGGCCUUGAUGUGCACACCCAUUAUGUGGAGGUGUCUUUCACCUGCACCAUCCCCCUUUCUCUAUCAUUCAAGGGAUCAAGUACGCUUUCACUUUUUACUAUAAGUGCUAUGAUGUUAUUUUAUUUUAUGCUCACCAAUUCAUUUUAAUGCUAUAAAACUUUAGACCGAACUUCUCCCUCUCAUGGGGAGGAAUUAAAAAUUUUCGUAUUCU